CAGUGGGAUGAGACUCUCACUGGUAAGUUGUUAGAGAGGUGGCAAUUGCUUGUGAAAGAGUUUGUAAGUUGCCUGCCUAUCAGAAUUCCACGGUGCUACACUCAGUCAUUAGAUGAUGUAGAGAGUUUUCAACUAGUGGGAUUUUGUGAUGCAUCAUCUGUAGCAUAUGCUGCAGUAGUGUAUUUAAGAAUGAGAAGUGGUGAAAUGACUAUCACUAGACACUUGCUUCCAAGACUAGAGUAGCUCCAAUACAGACCCAGACUAUACCCCGGUUAGAAUUAUUGGGAGCUCUCCUUUUAUCUAGACUUAUUGGAACUAUAACUAAUAGCCUGGGUAUGGAAUUGUCUCUUGUAAGGCCAGUCUGCUAUACAGACUCCCAGGUAGCUCUUUUCUGGAUUAAAGGUAUUGAUAAAGACUGGAAACCCAUUGUCCAUAACCGUGUCACUCAAAUAAGAAGUCUAGUUCCAAUUAGCUGCUGGAGACACUGCCCUGGCAAGGACAACCCAGCAGAUCUGCCAUCCAGAGGUAUAUCACCUGCUGAUUUAGGGGAAUGUUCAUUGUGGUGGAAUGGACCACCUUGGUACAGUUGUGAAAUAGGAGAUCAUACCUUGAUACCUCCAGACAUUCCCUCAGAUUGUGUAUCAGAGUUAAAAUCACAACAACAGAAUGAGUGUGGCUUACUCGUAAUUGAGAAAUCAAAUAUUGCCACUAUAAUGAAUAUUAAUAAUUAUAGAAAUUUGACUAAAUUAUUGAAAGUUACAUCAUUGUUGAUACUGUUUAUUUACAAAUUAUCGAAAAGAGUAAUUGAUGGAAGUACUAAGUCACAAGCCUUGAUUGAGGCUGAACAACUCUGGCUGUUAGAAGUGCAAGAUGCACUGGUAAUAAGAAAGGAUUUCCAAUCCUUAAAGAAACAGUUGGAUUUGUUUUGUGAUGAAAGGGGUAUUUGGAGGUGUGGUGGAAGAAUCAGUAAUUCUGACUUCUCCUAUGCCACCAAACAUCCAAUAGUACUGCCUAGAGAGCACCCUUAUACCUUGCUCACCAUUAAAGCAGCUCAUGCUAGAGUCUUUCAUAAUGGAGUCAAGGAAACCUUGACUGAGCUGAGAGCAAAGUAUUGGGUAGUAAAGGCUAGACUGUCUGUAAAGACUGUGAUUUCUAGCUGUAAUUUAUGUCGAAGGUAUGGAGGUUUAGCCUAUAAAGCUCCACCUCCUCCUCCUCUCCCUUCAUUUAGGGUAACCGAGCAUCCCCCAUUUAGUUAUACAGGGGUGGAUUAUGCCGGUCCCUUGUAUGUGAAACCUGAUUACCCUGCACAAGCCCGUUGUGAACAAAAAGUUUGGAUUUGCUUAUACACUUGUUGUAUAACAAGGGCUGUGCAUAUUGAUAUUGUGUCUGAUUUAUCUACUCCUUCUUUUCUUAGAUCUCUGAAGCGUUUUAUUUCUAGGAGAGGACUACCACUUCGUAUGAUAUCUGAUAACGGAAGUACAUUUAAGGCAGCAGCUCGAGUAUUACAGAAAAUUGUGACUGAUGAUUCCGUCUCUGAGUACUUAACUGGAAUGAAGAUAGAAUGGUCGUUUAAUAUUGAGAAGGCUCCGUGGUGGGGAGGGAUAUUCGAGAGAAUGAUUGGGCUAACUAAGAAGUGUCUCCGCAAAACUAUUGGUCGUGCUAAAUUUACUUAUGAUGAACUACUUACAGCAGUGACAGAGAUAGAAUCUGUACUUAAUUCUCGCCCUCUCUCUUACAUAUCCUCUUCAGAUUUGGAGGAACCACUGACUCCCUUUCAUUUAUUAGUUGGACGACGAUUGUCUAAUUUGCCGGAUCAGUUGUGUUACCGUCGUGUUACUGAAGAAUAUACUCCUGAAAGCUCAUCGAUUAUUCUCAAUAAAAGGUUACAACACUUACAUCUAACUCUAGAUAAGUUUUGGUCUAGAUGGAAAUUAGAAUACAUUCUCAACCUUCGUGAGAGAUAUAAUAAGCAAAGACAACGUUGUCAUUCCAAAGAAGUUAAGAUUGAUGAUAUUGUCAUUAUUCAUGAUGAGAACACUCCUAGAGGAUUCUGGAAAUUAGGGAGGAUCAAGGAGUUAAUAGUUGGUAGAGAUAAGGAGAUUCGAGGAGCAGUUGUGUGUGUACUCUCUCGUAAUAAGGCAUCACUCUUAUGCCGACCCAUUCAACACUUAAUUCCCCUUGAAAUUCAUGUUGAUGAAGGUGAUAUCUCAACUAAUAUGGAGCAGAGUGUCUCAACUUCAGUUCCCAUAGAAAUGAAUGAGGCUCAAGUAGAUAUGGAGACGACCACCGACGAAGAGGAAAUAUUGCCUGAAUCGACUCCUGUAAUUAGAGAUCGUCCUAAGAGAGCUGCCUCCAUUGAAGCGAGAGACAAGAUCAUUGCGAGAUUGUACUGAAAUUAACCAAGUACUAAGUUUAUUAUUGAUGUGUGUAUUACUUAUUAUUAUUGUAUAGUGCAAUUAUGUGGGUUGACUGAGUAGUCAACGGUGGGGAGGAUGUCGUGAAUUAAAUGUAUUAUCAUUUAUUAUUCAUAGUUAAUUUGUGUGUGGUACUGCGCAUGCUCAGUACUUAUUAUUGAUUUUGAGAAGAAGAGAAGUUUUUAGACAGUUGUCAAAGUGAAGUACA
Molecule: messenger RNA, 2622 nt
Organism: Amphimedon queenslandica
Lineage: Eukaryota; Metazoa; Porifera; Demospongiae; Haplosclerida; Niphatidae
Exons: 1
Coding region: 336-2393 (685 amino acids)
Biological process (GO): DNA integration
Molecular function (GO): nucleic acid binding
Source: RefSeq, a predicted model, not a curated record